AUUAAUUUUCUUUCUUUGUGUCAGAAACAGAUUUUUCUAAUCAAAGAUGACAGACCGUUACAACAUCCACAGUCAGCUGGAGCAUCUGCAAUCAAAGUACAUCGGCACGGGCCACGCAGACACUAGCAAAUGGGAAUGGCUAGUUAACCAGCACAGAGACUCGUACUGCUCCUACAUGGGCCAUUUUGACCUUCUCAAUUACUUCGCCGUCGCUGAGAACGAGAGCAAGGCUCGGGUCCGCUUUAACCUGAUGGAGAAGAUGCUGCAGCCAUGUGGUCCACCAGCCGACAAACCUGAAGAUGCCUAGGGCCAUUGUGACUGAAUCCCUACUGUAUGUUUUA
This is a messenger RNA of Rhinichthys klamathensis goyatoka, 341 nucleotides long. It is a transcript of the gene sf3b5, whose product is annotated as splicing factor 3b, subunit 5. The coding region runs from base 47 to 307 and encodes 86 amino acids. Gene Ontology annotation, biological process: mRNA splicing, via spliceosome. Lineage: Eukaryota; Metazoa; Chordata; Actinopteri; Cypriniformes; Leuciscidae. Gene Ontology annotation, cellular component: precatalytic spliceosome; U2 snRNP. The record is from RefSeq and is a predicted model, not a curated record. The transcript has a single exon.